AUGGCCUACCCGUACUACGGAUAUCUCCCUCCCCCGCCGGUGUUUGAGACCCCCUACAGACCUCAGCCGUUCUAUGGUGGCUAUCCACCCAUCAUACCAUCCCCCACUUUCUACGGCUAUAGCAGCCCCACCUCAUUCCAGCAGGCAUGGGCUCAAGACCCCCCGGGCACUUUCCGUACGAUGGUCGAAUGGGACACCAACUCUGAAAAGAACUGGCCCAUGUGCACUCAUUUCAUAGAGCCCUAUACGAAAAAUGCCGACUUUCUCCAGAUACUUAUGAGUAUCCUCAAAGGCCGUCUGGGGUGCGAAUUUCCGCAGAAUUUCAAGGCUAUCGUCUAUCUCGAAAAAGUGCCCGCCGCCGAGCUUGCCGGGGUGCACGACGAGCUGAAGAAGAUUGUCGAUGCGGGGACCUCGCUCCGGGGGCACAACCUGUCGCUCGAGCCGGCCAAGGCGCUGUUUGAAAAGGCCAAAGACGAGAAGAAGAAGAAGGACGAGGGGGACGAGAAGAAGAAGGUGUGGAAAAAGUUUAUGGGUGGGUCGUAUGGCGGUGGGUGGCCCGGAUGGCCGGGGUAUGGGCCGUCGUACAUUCCGUAUGCCUUCUACCCGCGGCCCUGA
This is a messenger RNA of Cryptococcus amylolentus CBS 6039, 615 nucleotides long. RefSeq lists its product as hypothetical. The transcript has 2 exons. Lineage: Eukaryota; Fungi; Basidiomycota; Tremellomycetes; Tremellales; Cryptococcaceae. The record is from RefSeq and is a predicted model, not a curated record. The coding region runs from base 1 to 615 and encodes 204 amino acids.